AUGUCCUCGCCAGAAACAAAAGAAAAGGUCGCUUCCUAUAUCACCCACGAUUAUGCGUCCUCUUUGGAAAGUGGGAAGCCUGUAAAGUUUGUCUACUCCCCUGAAGAACGCAAACUUGUUCGAAGAAUAAAUUGGACGGUCAUGCCCUUGGUCUGUGGAAUUCUUUUUGUUCAGUUCAUCGAUAAGUCAACGCUGAACUAUGCUGCCGUCAUGGGCAUUUACGAGGAUACGCACAUCACUCAAGACCAGUUCAGUUGGCUUGGAUCCAUUUUUUACGUGGGUUAUUUAGCCUUCCAGAUCCCUAACCAGUACUUCCUUCAACGCCUGCCAAUGUCUAAAUACCUCGGUUCUAUUCUCACUGUUUGGGGUGUGUGUCUUGCUUGUAUGGCCCUCGGCAAGAACUUCGAGCAACUGGCCGGUCUUCGAUUCCUUCUUGGUUUCUGGGAAGCCUCUACAUAUCCCUGUAUUUUUUUACUCAUCAGCACCCUCUAUCGCCGCCAAGAACAGGUUGUCUGGUUCUCUACAAUGUUUAUCUGUAACGCUGCAGCAACAUCCAUUGGUGGCUUGAUUGGUUAUGGCAUCAGAAGCAUGCAUGGCGCUCGAGGCAUCAGCGCUUGGCAGUGUUGCGAUAACAACAGCUGUGAAAUUCUAAUGAUAUUAAAUACCAAUCCUUUACCUUUUCUUACAACAGUGAUUAUCUGGGGUGUCGUUACCUUUGCUCUUGGUAUUGCGUUCUUCUUCUUUUUAGCCGACAAGCCCAAGUCUCGCUGGUUCCGUUUGACUCCGGAAGAAGAACUUAUUGUGGACGAUCGUCUUCGUGAUAACACCGUUGUACAAAAUAAGGAUAUCAACAUGGACCAUAUCUUUGAAGCUUUUAAGGAUCCUCGAUUCUAUUGCUACCUUGGGAUUUCUUUCCUUGUCAACCUUCAAAACGGCGCCGUGACAAUCUUUAGCUCUCAGAUUAUUUCGCAAAUGGGUUUUAGUGACCUUGAUUCUAUUCUGCUAAAUAUUCCUUACGGUGUUGCUAUUGGUAUCCUACUCGCUUUCACUACGUAUGCCAGCAAACGCUACGAUGAGAUUGGCUACGUUGCUGCGGUCAUGGGUUUUAUCACUUUCCUCGGUGCCUUGCUUCUUGCCGUUAUUCCUUACGGAGGUGCCAAGCUUGCAGGUCUUUACUUGUCAGCUAGCAGUCCAAUUUACGUCAUGCUCCAGACGUCCAUCUCCAACAAUGUUACAGGUUAUACCAAGAAGAUUUUUUACACCGGUGGCAACUUGGUGGCCUAUUGUAUUGGAAAUUUUGUGGGACCUUUAAUGAUGGUUGAGCACACAGCUCCUCGCUACAUUGGUGGUCUCUCUGGUUAUAUGGCAGCCGAUAUUCUUGCUAUUAUCUUGUUCUUGUAUGUCCGCUGGUCGCUCAAUCGCGAGAACAAGCGUCGCGAGAAGCUCAGAAAGGAAGGCCAGAUACCGCCACCUGCUGCGAACCGUGAAGAGCUGGAUCUCACUGACAAGCAGGAUAUGAACUUUGUGUAUCGUCCUUAG
Zychaea mexicana is the source of this 1539-nucleotide messenger RNA. Its product is annotated as major facilitator superfamily domain-containing protein. The record is from RefSeq and is a predicted model, not a curated record. Gene Ontology annotation, molecular function: transmembrane transporter activity. The transcript has 7 exons. The coding region runs from base 1 to 1539 and encodes 512 amino acids. Gene Ontology annotation, cellular component: membrane. NCBI's taxonomy places the organism in Eukaryota, Fungi, Mucoromycota, Mucoromycetes, Mucorales, Lichtheimiaceae. Gene Ontology annotation, biological process: transmembrane transport.